AUGGCGGCGGGCGGCGUGGUGAGGGGCGGGCGGCGCUCGCAGCCCCCCGGACCCGCUCCCCCAGCGCGGCCCCGGCGGCGGCGGCCCGGCAGAGGGGCGAAGGGUUCCCCGGCCACCGACCCUGCGCAGCCCGCGGGGGAAGAAACCGAGACGGCGAGCCCGUGUUUGUCACACAAAGUGGCUGAUGAACGACCCUCAAAGAGGAUGAAAUGGGAAGAAAGCAGUCCCAAACCAGAACUGGAAGGCCUUGCAUGUGGAAGUGGAAACCUUGCUGCGCUGGGGGAAAUGCCAAAAGCGUCUGAUGGGGAUCGAGGUUCAGAAGAUCCAGGAGACACCAAUACAUUCCAGCAGGAAAAAGGUGAAAGCAUUCCAGAGACUAACGAAGGGAAACAGGAGGAGGAGCGUGAUGUUUCUCUGGAGCCACGUGCAGUGAGGUUGAGCAGUACCCCGUUAAAAGUGGGCAGUGGUGGGUACCUGCACCGUCACGUGUUCAGUGAAGAGGAGAGCAGCUGUGGGAGCGUGCUGGCUGAGGAGUCUGGCUCGGAGGACACCGACCGCCCGAGGAGGCCACUGCAGCUGGAACACAGCGGGUUCUCGGACGAGGACAGCAACCAGCCCAUGCCAGUGCACCGCUUCUUCGGGGAUUUUGAGCCGGAUCUCCCAGCAGUUGCACUCCCAAGCACAACGAUGAGCAGGCGAGAAGUCAGGAACCUCCAUUUCAUGGCAAAGGAAGAUGAGGAGGAGGAAGAGGAUGUUGUCUAACAACAAACUGUAAACAAAUUAAACCUUUCUUCUUUUUCUUCACAACCACAUAGCAAUGGUUCUGUCAGUAACAUAAGGUGUCUGUGUUUGCCUUUUCUCAGGGAGAAAACUGGGAGUUUGUGUUGCUGGAAUUGGCAGAUACAGUAUUCCUACAGUUAUCUGGGGCAAAGACUGUGAUUUGGAAAUAAAUUGUAAUUUACCACUUCACCAGUAAUAUUUAGGGAAAAAACCCAGGGAAAAUAGAAAUUCCUAAGAGGUUUUUUAUGAAUUUGAGCCUCAAUUUAGAGGGAAUAUUUGGUUUCACUCCUUUUUUUUGAAAUAGUCAAGGAAAAGAUGCUAAAACAACAUUCUUUUAAUUCUGUGAUGUCUCUGGCACCCAGGUAAUAAAGGAGCCAGUUGACUCCCUGGUACAAAGAGGGACAAGGAUCUCUCCUGUGUAGGUUGUGUGGGUUGUUUACAUCUAAACCAGGACCAAUUAAACCUCUACCAUGCAGUUCUGCUGCCAAAACGCAAUGCAGGAUGUCAGUGUGAGUUCAGUGUGUUCAUCUCUGGGAGUUCAGCACGUUUUUACUGCACGUCAGCUCCCCAAACACCCACCCUGUGUUGCUGCCUCCACCUCCACUCUCUGCUGUAAAAGUUGUUCUUUGUGACACCCUGUGCUGCAGCUCAUUAAGGAUUUUCGACUGAUUUCCAGCAGGGAUUUUGUAAACAAAUGCUUUGGUGGAUGUAAAGGAGGAUUUAAUGGGCAGAGGAACAAGUAUGGAUUGCUAAGAUGUGGGGCAGCCCCCCCCGAAUGUUUGAAAAGAAAGGAGCAACCUCAGCUAAUUCCAGGAACUGUUAAUUCACCCAGUGUUUGUUGGAGUAUUUCUUUGAAAGUGUGAUUAUGCAAUAAGCUUCCAGUUAUUUAUUGUUAUGGUUCCUUCCAUGUUUCUAAAAAUAGAGGAAAAAUGUUAUCAGCAGAUGGUUUAAAUAAAUAUUAAUUUCUACAGCUAGAGCCUGUUAAACAUUCAAAAGUUGUAAGGCAAACAAAUUGUAUAUGCAUGGCAUGGUAAUGCAGUCCCAUUUCCACUCCAGCUGAUGCAUUGUUUCUGUCAACAAUAUUUCUUGGCUCCUUUUCACUCUAAUUCUGUAGCAUGGAAAAAUCCAGAUUUUUAAUCGCAUAUUCAUGGUUCCAGCCCAGCUCCAUCUUGCAGCAGCUUUCCUUCAGUGCUGUGUUUGCUGCUGGCUAUUUCUAGCGAGCACGGUUUCACACACAGGCAUCCAUUUCACUCUGCAAAAUGGUGAUUUCCAGUUCUGGGGAUGUGUUCCACACAGGUGACACUGGGUUUGUCACCAGAAUCCCGGCUGUGCUGCCCUCCCCAGCGUCAAACAGGCAAGCUGGAUGGAUGAAUUGUGAGCAGUGGAGUUAGAGAUCCUGUAUUUAAAAUGCACCUCCUUACUUCUCAGGUUGAAAUGUUUGGGAGGGGAUUGAGUUUGUUGUUUACAGUAAAUCACUACUCUCUGUAGCAAAGCUUCCAAGACCCAGUAAGUUGGGGCUUACACAGAAAUACCAUCUCUGUACAAUUCCAUGUGGAGUAGGAGCUCCAUGCAGGAGCAUCAAUAUGGGAGACAGAGCUUUCUGGGUUAUUUACAGAGCAGUAAGUAGCUGGUGCUCCAUAAACAUGUAUGUCUCCCUGUGCUCAGACCGUAAUGCUUUAUCAUACCUGAUUAACCACUCGUGCACCUCUAUAUUCACAUACUCACAAAUGCAGAUAAGGGGUCACUUUUUUUAUUUAAAAAAAUCACACUGAUUACAGUGACAGUCCCUAAAAGUUCACUCGCUAUCAGCUGGUAUUAAAAAAGAAAAUCAAGUAAAAA
Molecule: messenger RNA, 2619 nt
Organism: Myiozetetes cayanensis
Lineage: Eukaryota; Metazoa; Chordata; Aves; Passeriformes; Tyrannidae
Gene: CUNH1orf174
Product: chromosome unknown C1orf174 homolog
Exons: 3
Coding region: 1-762 (253 amino acids)
Source: RefSeq, a predicted model, not a curated record